This is a messenger RNA of Pneumocystis murina B123, 1014 nucleotides long. RefSeq lists its product as hypothetical. Gene Ontology annotation, cellular component: SAGA complex. Gene Ontology annotation, biological process: regulation of transcription by RNA polymerase II. Lineage: Eukaryota; Fungi; Ascomycota; Pneumocystomycetes; Pneumocystales; Pneumocystaceae. Gene Ontology annotation, molecular function: transcription coactivator activity. The transcript has 5 exons. Bases 1 to 1014 code for a protein of 337 amino acids. The record is from RefSeq and is a predicted model, not a curated record.
AUGUCACGGGUUGAUAUAGACCCAUUGUUAAAAAAAUUGCAAAUAGCAUUAAAAACUAAGUGGACGCAAUAUCAAAUAAUAGUAACCGAUUUUAUUAGUGGAAAAAUGAAUAGAGAGGAAUUUGAUCAACAAAUUAAUUUGAUUCUUGAAAAAAAAUAUUUUCGUCUUCAUAAUGAAAUAUUACUCACGAUUUAUACUAAUGCUAUGUGUGAUCCUCCUGAAAAAUCAUGUAUUUUUGGGUGGACUAAGAAAAGCAAAGAAUAUCAACGGAUAAGAGUUAAUGAUCAAAGAAAAGAGCUUAAAAGUGAAAUAAUGAGCCUUCAUUAUCGUGAUAGAUUGCGAAUUAAAUCUAUUAAAAAAGCAAAAAUGGAUUCCCUAGGAAGGUCGUUAAUCUCAUCUAAUACGUUGUUUGAAAGUAGAAUAGCAAAACUUCCUAAAAUGCCGCUUUGUAAAGAUAAAAUAUUUACAGAUUAUGCAAGUGACAUUCAAAGAGGAUACCAUGUUCCUUUAAGCUGUGAUUCCAUGGAAAUACCUGAUAUUGAUAGUUUGCGUGAAAGAAGUUUAGCAAUUGCUUUAGAAAGUGGACUAAUUGGAGGACUAAAAGAAGGCGUUCCUGAAAUUAUUCUUGCUGGACUUGAAUAUCAUCUAAAAAAUGUUUUGGCUAUAGUCAUUGCAAAAGUUAGAUUUCAGAAUUUUAGGAGAUCCACUCAUACUGAAAACUUAAAUAAUUUUAUUUUAUUCAAUCCAAAUAAGCCUAAGAGGAAACAAGAAAUAAAAAAGUAUUCAUCAUUAACUAUACAAGAACUUGGAUUGGCUUUUCAAUUGGCACCUUUUUCCUUAGUUGAAACACCUCCUCCUAUUACUAGAAUAUGGGCUACAACAUUAACAAAUAAUGCAACAUAUCAAGAUAAUAAAGUAGAAGAAACUAUAUUAAAUGUAAUAAAAGAAAAUCCUAGAUGUAAAAAAAGAUUUGAAUUAGCAUUAGUUUUAGAUGAGCUACUUGCUGGAGUGUAA